Molecule: messenger RNA, 8452 nt
Organism: Amblyraja radiata (thorny skate)
Lineage: Eukaryota; Metazoa; Chordata; Chondrichthyes; Rajiformes; Rajidae
Product: serine/threonine-protein kinase MRCK alpha
Exons: 40
Coding region: 701-6274 (1857 amino acids)
Biological process (GO): actomyosin structure organization; peptidyl-threonine phosphorylation
Cellular component (GO): actomyosin; cytoplasm; cytoskeleton
Molecular function (GO): protein serine/threonine kinase activity; ATP binding
Source: RefSeq, a predicted model, not a curated record
UCCGUCAGUCUUGGUCCGUCCGCAGGGAGCGGCCGCCAUGUUGGAGCCGACCGGCGGGUGGGCAGGACGGAGCGGGGAGUGGGCGGUGGAGCAUCUCGUCUAAGAGGCAGUCGGCUUCAGUCCUUUUAAAAUCUCUCCCCACCCAAACACACACACCCGUGCAAAGGGGAGCAGUGCCGCCAGUGCUUAAUUGUUAACAGCUUCAACCGAAGAGGGAGAAGAAAAAAUAGGAAGAAGAGGGGAGGGGAAGGGAAGUGGACGAUCAUACCCGGAGCAAACAAUAACACGCCGGGCAGAUGUCGCCGUGUGUGUGCGGGCCAUGGUGGCGGGGAGGGGGAUGCUGAAGCUCGCUGUCUCUGGAAGGGUUGAAUGAGAUUGAGCGGCGGCGGAGGAGGAGGCUGCAGCAGGUCACCCGAGUCCGGGGCGAGUGGCCGAGGCCGGAGCCGGGCUGUGAACACGCCGGCUGGGCUACUGGCCGGGCCCUGCGGAUGUCUUCACCGGCGGCGAAGCUGGCUCCCAGCGGGACAGUGGCUGCCUGGAAAUAGUGGAGGCGCCGGCCGGUUAGAAAUCAAGGAGUAACCGAGCUGCGGACUCUUCUCCCCACAUCCCCAUCCCCCCCCGGAGCAGGGCUGAGGAGACGGCCCGACCGUCCCCCCCUGUACCCCGGGCGCUGGAGGCGGCGAGCAGCCGGCCGGCCAAGAUGUCGGCCGAGGUGCGUCUGAAGAGGCUGGAGAAGCUGCUGCUGGACGGGCCGCGAAGGAGCGGCCUGGCCGUUAGCCUAGAGACCCUGCUCGACAUCAUCGUCUGCCUGUACGACGAGUGUGCCAACUCGCCGCUCAGGAGGGAGAAGAACAUCUCCGACUUCUUGGAGUGGGCCAAACCAUUCACAAUUAAAGUGAAGCAGAUGCGGCUCCACAAGGAAGACUUUGAAAUCCUGAAAGUUAUUGGCAGAGGUGCAUUUGGUGAGGUUGCCGUUGUGAAAUUAAAAAAUGCUGAAAAGGUAUUUGCCAUGAAGAUUCUCAACAAAUGGGAGAUGCUGAAAAGAGCAGAGACUGCCUGCUUUCGAGAAGAACGGGAUGUGUUAGUAAAUGGAGACAGCCAAUGGAUUACCACAUUGCACUACGCUUUCCAGGAUGAUAAUUAUUUGUAUUUGGUGAUGGACUACUAUGUGGGUGGAGACCUUUUAACACUCCUCAGUAAAUUUGAGGACCGAUUACCAGAAGACAUGGCAAAGUUCUAUUUGGCAGAAAUGGUGUUGGCCAUCGAUUCAGUUCAUCAGUUACACUAUGUGCAUAGGGACAUCAAACCAGACAACAUUCUUCUGGAUGUAAAUGGACAUAUCCGACUGGCAGACUUUGGCUCUUGUCUCAAGCUCAUGGAAGAUGGCACAGUCCAGUCUUCUGUGGCAGUGGGGACCCCUGACUACAUUUCCCCUGAGAUUCUUCAGGCCAUGGAAGAUGGUAAAGGAAAGUAUGGGCCAGAGUGUGACUGGUGGUCACUUGGCGUCUGCAUGUAUGAGAUGCUUUUCGGGGAAACUCCUUUCUAUGCGGAAUCUUUAGUGGAGACGUAUGGAAAAAUCAUGAAUCACAAAGAGCGAUUCCAGUUUCCGGUCCAAAUCACCGACAUCUCUGAAAAUGCUAAGGACCUCAUCCGGAGGCUGAUCUGUAGCCGGGAGCAUCGGCUGGGCCAAAACGGGAUUGAAGACUUUAAGAAGCACUCCUUCUUUGCCUGCAUUGACUGGGAUAACAUCAGAAACUGUGAAGCACCCUACAUUCCCGAAGUCAGCAGCCCCACAGACACAUCAAACUUUGAUGUCGACGAUGACUGUUUAAAGAAUUCUGAGACGAUGCCUCCACCUACACACACGGCUUUCUCUGGUCACCAUCUUCCCUUUGUAGGGUUCACCUACACCACGAACUGUAUUCUGUCUGACAGAAGUAGUCUGAGAGAUGCUGCUGAAUCAUCUUCGACAGACAUUGACAUCAAUGUUCAGCGGACUUUAGAGGACAGCUUGGCCACCGAGGCUUAUGAGAGGAGGAUACGGCGUUUAGAACAAGAGAAACUUGAACUAAGUAGAAAACUUCAAGAGUCUACACAGACUGUUCAGGCUCUUCAGUAUUCAACUGUGGAUGGUCCAGUAACUGCAAGUCGAGAAUUGGAAAUUAUACAUUUGAAAGAAGAAGUAGAAACAUUGAAACAACAAGUAUUAGACUCUGGUCACCUUGAGCAGCAGCUUGAAGAAGCAAGCCUCAUCAGACGAGAUUUUGAAGAGGGCUGCAGGCAAAUUAAAGCACUUGAGAAACAAAUCAAAACUGCAAAGCAAGAGAAAGAGGAUCUUCAAAAGGAUAUAAUUGAAUCUAAUGAACGAUUGAAAGUGCAAACCAAAGAGCUCAAAGAUGCCCAUAGUCAGCGUAAGCUGGCAAUGCAAGAGUUCUCAGAGAUGAAUGAGAGAGUUACAGACCUGCGUUCCCAAAAACAAAAGCUUACCCGUCAGCUCCGAGACAAGGAGGAAGAAAUGGAAUCAACGAUGCAGAAAACUGAGACUUUGCGACAAGAUCUGCGGAGAGUAGAACGUGCCAAAAAAGAGCUGGACAUGCAGAUGGAAGAAUCAGCUGCAGAGGCAACGAAGGAGAGAAAGCUGCGAGAGCGGAGUGAGCAGUACGCAAAGCAACUGGAGGAUGAACUUGAGGGGCUCAAGCAGAAGCAUGUUGGACGAUCACCUGGUGUGAGCAGUACAGAGCAUCAACAAGAAGUGGCAAAGCUUAAGGCUGACUUGGAGAAAAAUACAGUGUUCUAUGAGGUGGAGCUGACUAAACGGGAAGCCCUGCAUGCUACUGAGAUUAGAAACUUGAAGAAGGAGCUUCGAGAUGCGGAAGGACAACACCUCGCCCUCAAGAAGGAAAUAAUGAUUUUAAAAGACAAGUUAGAAAAGAACAGGAGAGAAAGUCAGAAUGAAAGGGAAGAGUUUGAAGGCGAAUUUAAGCAGAAAUAUGAGCGGGAGAGGAUCAUGCUGAGUGAAGACAACAAGAAGCUAUCAAAUGAAGUCGAUAAGCUGACAGGGAAGUUUGAGAAGCUGACUGCAAGCAACAAACAGAUGGAGGAAGAGUUGCAGGAUCUUGCAGAUAAGAAGGAAUCUGUGGCACACUGGGAGGCCCAAAUCACAGAGAUCAUCCAAUGGGUGAGUGAUGAGAAGGACGCUCGAGGCUACCUCCAAGCACUGGCAACCAAGAUGACCGAGGAAUUGGAGUCCUUGAGAAAUUCCAGCUUGGGAGCACGAGCAACAGAUAUGCCCUGGAAGAUGCGUCGGUCCCAGAAAGUGGACAUGUCAGCACGAUUGGAGCUACAGUCUGCACUCGAUGCUGAAAUCCGAGCAAAACAGGUCAUCCAGGAUGAACUCAAUAAAGUCAAAGCUGCCAGCAUAUCCACUGAAUGCAAAUUACAAGAUGGCGAGACGAGGAACCUGGAACUGCUGACCGAAAUAGAGAAGCUCAAGAAGGAAAUGGAGGAAAUAAAAGCAGAAAAGGGUGUAAAGCACCAAGACUCACAGAAUUCUUUCUUGGCAUUUUUGAAUACACCUGCCUCUCCUCUGGAUCAAUUUGAACAUUCUCGUGCCUGUGUACCAGCUAGCAAAGGCAGACGUAUUGAUUCCAUUGAGAAUUUCAACCUUUCCAACUCUCCGUCUGGCGAAGAGGUGAAAUCACAGGCGUACUUUCGUUCCCGGUCACCGUCGACAGCCAGUGACAUUGAGCCUGUGGAGGGAGUAGAUCUUCCUCCUCGUCCAACACUGACACCAACUAUCAGGUCCUCCUACAGUGGUUCCACAGCCUCAAACCCAAAGCCCAAGGCUCAUCAGUUUGUGGUGAAAUCUUUUACCACACCUACAAAGUGCAAACAGUGUACAUCUCUGAUGGUAGGCUUGGUACGCCAAGGUUGCACAUGUGAAGUGUGUGGUUUCUCAUGCCACGUGACAUGCGCAGACAAAGCACCAGCCGUGUGCCCCAUCCCAUCUGAUCAAACUAAGGGUCCAUUGGGGAUCGACCCACAGAGAGGGAUCGGAACUGCCUACGAGGGCCACGUUCGGGUACCUAAACCAGCUGGGGUGAAGAAAGGCUGGCAGAGGGCACUGGCUGUGGUUUGCGAUUUCAAACUGUUUUUGUACGACAUCGCAGAAGGCAAGGCAUCUCAACCGAGUGUGGUGGUUAGCCAGGUUAUUGAUAUGAGGGAUGAAGAGUUUUCAGUGAGUACUGUAUUAGCUUCUGAUGUUAUCCACGCUAACAGGAAGGAUGUUCCUUGUAUCUUCCGGGUUCCGCUAACAGCAGAACCGGGUAGGUGGGUUGGGCCCAUUAAACAGACCCCGAAACUCCAUUCCACACGUGAUCGUAAAACUGCAACUCAUAUUAAGGUUACAGCUUCCCAGAUGUCAACGUCCAACAACAAAUGUUCGAUCCUGAUACUGGCUGACAGUGAGAAUGAGAAAAACAAGUGGGUGGGGCUGCUGAACGAGCUGCACCGGAUCCUGAAGAAGAACAAGCUGAAGGACAGAUCCGUUUUUGUUCCUAAAGAAGCCUAUGACAGUGCCUUGCCACUGAUUAAGACAACGCAGUCAGCCGCUAUCAUAGAUCACGAAAGAAUAGCACUGGGAAAUGAAGAAGGUUUGUUUGUAGUGCACGUCACCAAAGAUGAAAUCAUCCGUGUUGGUGAUAACAAGAAGGUCCACCAUAUCGAGCUUAUCUCAGGAGAGCAGCUAAUAGCUGUUAUAUCCGGACGAAAUCGCCACGUCCGCCUUUUCCCCACCACAGCUCUCGAUGGCCGCGAAGGAGACUUCUUCAAACUGGUGGAGACGAAGGGCUGCCAAACGCUGGUGUCAGGAUUGAUGCGCCAUGGCACCACCACAUGCCUGAGUGUGGCCAUGAAACGCCAGGUGCAGUGCUACGAACUCAACCAGAGCAAAACCCGCCACAAAAAGUUCAAGGAGAUCCAGGUGCUGGGCAACGUGCAGUGGAUGGCCAUCUUCAGUGAACGCCUGCUCGUUGGCUACCAGUCGGGCUUUGUCAAGUACCCCCUGCAAGGGGACGGGGGUCCUGUCAGCCUGCUACAUCCUGACGAUCACACGCUCGCCUUCAUCAGCCAGCAGCCCAACGACGCGAUCUGUGCAGUGGAAAUCUCAAGCAAGGAGUAUUUAUUGUGUUUCAGUACUGUGGGCGUGUAUGUGGACUGCCAGGGUCGAAGGUCAAGGCAGCAGGAGCUGAUGUGGCCAGCUAUUCCCACUACAUGUUGUUACAAUGCUCCAUAUCUGUCUGUGUACAGUGAGAAUGCUGUAGAUGUAUUUGAUGUGAACACAAUGGAAUGGAUCCAGACAGUUGCACUAAAGAAGGUCCGGCCACUUAAUACAGAGGGAUCAUUAAACCUGCUUGGCCUUGAGACAAUCAGGUUAAUCUAUUUCAAGAAUAAAAUGGCAGAAGGAGAUGAGCUUGUCGUUCCUGAAACAUCUGACAACAGUCGCAAACAGAUGGUCCGCACCAGAAGCAAAAGGAGGUAUUCUUUCCGGGUGCCUGAAGAGGAGAGGCUUCAACAGAGGAGAGAGAUGCUUCGCGAUCCAGAAAUGAGGUCCAAAUUAAUCUCAAACCCCACGAACUUCAACCAUAUUGUACACAUGGGGCCAGGUGAUGGCAUUCAGAUUUUGAAGGACCUCCCAAUGCCCGGCUCCCCGCAUCCACCCCCCAGCCAUCACUUCAACCUGAUCUCCACUCCUACCAACUUCGAGCAUGUCUAUCACAUGACUGCCCACUCUGCUGAGAACUUCCUGAGCCAUGAUCAGGCAGCUCCCGUCUCCAGCUCAUCACCUUCUGUGACUCCCAGGAAUCUGCGGCCUCAGGACGAGAAGAGCCGGACCAUGUUCAGCGCCUCCGUCAGCAUCCCUGCCAUUGCUCGCUCACGCACAGAGCCAGGCCGCUCCAUGAGUGCCAGCAGCGGGCUCUCAGCAAGGUCCUCGGCACAGAAUGGAAGUGCCAUUAGAAGGGAGUUCUCGGGGGGCAACUACGUCAACAAACGGCAGCCAAUGACGUCCCCGUCCGACGGGUCUCUGUCCUCGGGUGGGAUGGACCCGGGGAGCGACGUGCCAACCAGGGAGUUUGAACGAGACGACUCGGAUUCGCCCAGACACUCCACCGCAUCCAACAGCUCCAACCUGAGCAGCCCACCUAGCCCCAUUUCACCCCACAAACCACAGGCCCUGCUGGUGGAAAACACAGAACACAUCAGCUGGGAAACAUGAGACCGCCGACUCCGGACACAGCUUCCAUCCAUCCCUUGCUCUUAUCUCGCUGCACCCAUCCUGACUCCUCUCUCUGGGUGAAGACUGCAGACCUGGUGAAUGGAACGAAAGGCAUUGUGGAGCUGGGACACGUGCGCACACACACACCAUGUGGGAGCUUUUACCCUGCUUCCCUCUCUCCAGAAGAUGAGUGAGUUCUCUCCUCUCACAGUUCCUCUUGCUACUCGUUGUGGCUGUAGCUUGUUUCUUACGAAAAUGGACCACGGUUAGGUUGUGUAACUGAUGUUUAAGAUGUUGUUUCUCAUUACAGCCUCACUAGCCACAUAGGUCCUCAGUGAAUAAACAGGGGUGGGAGGUUUGGGAAGGGGGGGUGGGGGGGGGGGGGGGUUGCAGGCUCAGACUUCAGUCUGUCCCAGAUAGAGUGUCGGUGGGCUUUUCUUUGUACUAGUGUGCUCAGUCUUUUGAUGUUAUUUUGCAAUAAUGAUGUGUGUACAUCUGCAAACAAAUCACCAAACCUUAUUUUACUAAAAGAAAAACACACAAAAAAUCUUUUGUGAUAUAGAAUAUAUAUAAAGUAUAUAUAUAUAAAGUUGUGUAUAGUUUUACUUGUUGAAACAGGGGCAGAAGGAAAGGUUACAGUGUGUGGUGUCGCGGACUGCUGGUAGAUGCUUAUAUAAAGUUCCUGAUUGUAGUGAUCCAAGGUAAAGCUGAAAAUCACAUGAAAUCGGCAGCUUGGAAGCUGUUACAAAAGGUCCCGAGAGCAAAUGUACUUUAGUAAAUAAAGUCCAAUCCAUAGAUAGCAAAUGUGUGAUUUAUGUUACAAGCCUCCAUCGCUUGCAGUCAGUCCAAGGGAGAUUUGUCCAUCAAUUUUGAAUAAGCACAGCCCCCAUUUUGCAGCCAUUCGCAGUAUUUGAUCAGGCACCCAUAAACCAGAGCAGAGCGGAGCAAACGUCAUACACUACUGACAGGGAGGCAGGCCACAGAGGGCAUUAUCUCCCUCCAUCCCUUCCCAAACAUUCCCUCUUAUUACACUUGACAAAUCCCAGCGGGCACAGCACAUUGGUUAGCCUACUUUGGCCAGUAGAAUGUUCCUGCAUUCCCAUGUCUUCAGGUCCUCUCCCUGUCAACCUCACCGCUUUCCAUACAUUGAUGUCUGGUCCACAGAGGAAGGCACAGUAAGUGCCUCCAGGACGUGAGAGGAUGCCUUUAGGUUUAGACCUGGUGGGAAUUGUUCAAUGGUGCUGGGACCACUCAUUUGGAAUAGAAUAACCAGGGAUACCAGCCAGCUCACUUUGUCUAUCCUCUUCCCAUCUCCAACCUGUCCCUCAUCCUUACCACUCCUGAUCCUAUCAAACCCCAACAGCCCUCUCACCCCUUUCUGAGCCUGAGUGCCCUCUCUCAUCUCUCACCCCUUCCCCACCCACAUGGGACACCACUCUGAUCCCUAUUCCUGGCCUCCACGUUCCCUCUGUCCACAACCUCCCAACCUCACUUUCCCUCUGGCCCAGCCCAGUAAUCAGGCUCCAAAUCAGCUGAAUACAAUAAAGGGCACGUUUGAUUUUUGCUAAAUUAUCUCUUAACAGGUUUGAUAUCCGAUUUGAAAAUGCAAGAGAAAGGUCUGCUCCCUCCCACUCACAGCAGCUGCCAUUGUCCUUUGCAUUUGUUUCUGGCAGAGAGAUGGAUGAGAUGGGUGGGGGGAGCAUCUCGAUCCUCAGUGUUAAGACACAUUGCCAGGACGGAGAGGGGCUGCAAAGUGCAGAGAAAGAGAAUCCAUUCACAGUAUUGUGUUCAGUGGGCAUUAAGCUGCCAUUGUCCACAGCGGUUUCAUAUCAUUUAUUUUCAAGAGCUUUUAGGGUUCCCCUUUUGUAAGAUUAUUGUACAGUUUUGCAUGUCAUAGAUGUAAUCAGUUUUUUUUAAUUUUCUUGUUCAGGUUCAAGGCUGACUUCAGUAAAUUAAUUGCUUGGCUCCAUCACUUCUUUCUUUCCCCUUAAAAUGUUUGUAGGGGUUAAUUUGUGAGAGAAACUGCAGAUUGCAGAUUCUUUUGCACAAGAAUAUUUAAGGUGAGCAGUCGGACUAUUAAGAGACCAGCCACCAUUAUUUUAUGUUGGUGACACACACUAAAUAUUAACCAAGACUUUGAUGUAUUUCAAUAAAACAGGGAACUGUUACAAACGUAAA